AUGUCCACCCAAUUCGACCGUAUAUUCCAUGGGACCAGCACUGUACCGGGCCGCUUCCGUAUCGCGGCACCUGGUAUGGCCUGGCGCCCCGAGAGUGGCGAGAAGGACAAGGAGCAAAAUUUGGUAGCUGAUAUUCUUCGAUGGGCUCAAUGGAUGCGCGUCGCACGUGGAUAUCAGCUUCGUAUUGGGUUGAAGGACCGUAGUAGGGAGACUUUCGACGGCUUUGAGCGCGAGGAUCAAGACAGGAUCACUAGCUUACUAAAACAGCACUUUGGUAUCGUACUUGAGGUCCAGGAGAUCUCCAUCAAGGGCUGGAACUGGGGCGUAACCGAUUUCCGAGGCGAAGAGCUUGCCUUUUUAGUAUCGAACAAACUCGCGUUUGAGCUCCCGCUCACAGACGUCGCCAACUCAAACAUCGCCGGCCGCACAGAAGUCUCGCUUGAGUACCAGCCUCCGCAGCGUAAGGGCAAGAAUGCACCAGACGAGAUGGUCGAGAUCCGGUUCUUUGUACCCGGUACUGCAAGCAAGAACAAGGGUUCAGACGCCGGCUCGGAUGCGGAUAUCGAGAAUGACGACGAGGAAGAGAUCAGUGCGGCACAGGCAUUCCACGACGCAAUCAAGGAGAAGGCCGAGCUUGGACAGGUUACGGGAGAUAUGAUCCUGCGCUUUGAGGAAGUGCUCAUUGUGACCCCGCGUGGCCGCUACGACGUCGACAUGUUCCCCGAAUUCUUGCGGUUGCGGGGUAAGACGUACGACUACAAGAUCGCAUACCCGAGCAUUCAAACGCUCUUCCUACUACCCAAGGACGAGAUGCAUAUUUUGUUUGUCCUCGGUCUUAGCACGCCUAUCCGCCAAGGUCAGACGCGCUACCAAUACCUCGUCAUGCAGUUCAACCGGGAGGAAGAGACAACCGCCGAACUAAACAUGAGCGACGAGGAUAUCGCAAAACAUGAGCGCUUGAAGAAGAACUACGAGGACCCAACUUUUGAGGUCGUCUCCAGCAUCUUCCGCGCCCUCUCCGGUCGCAAGAUCAUCAGCGGUGGCAGCUACAUCUCCCGCAACCAAACACCCGGCCUCAAAGCCAACCUCAAAGCCGUCCAGGGCGAUCUUUUCCUCCUCGACAAGUACAUCUUCUUCGUCUCGAAGCAACCCGUACUUGUCGAACUCGCCGAUGUACAUCAAGUCGUGUUCUCCCGUGUCGGCAGCAGCUCCAGCGCCACAGCCGGCCGCACAUUCGACGUCCGCGUUGUAUCACGUUCCGGCCCGGAGCAUACAUUCUCCAGCAUCAACAAGGAGGAACAGGACGCCAUCAUGGCUUACUUCAAGGAGAAGAAGGUCAGGUUGAAGAACGAGACGGCACCGGAGGAGGCGAUUGCUGCUGCCAUCGACGACUCAGACGAGGAGAUGCAGAGUGUCGCGAGCGAUGAUGGCGAGAAGCCACGUGUGCGCUUGGCCGGUGAUGAGGAUGAGGACAGUGAAGAGGAUGAGGACUUCCAGGCCUCGUCAUCUGACGGCGGCUCCCCGACUUCAUCCUCCGGCUCAGACGACGACGACGACGCCGAAGGUGGCAAAUCCGACGCAGGCGGUGACUCGCCCAAGGCGAAGGGCAAGGCAAAGGCACCACCCACGAAGAAGACUGCGCCGAAGAAGUCGAAGGGCUCAGAGGAGAGUGACGCGGACGACAGCGACGACGACAAGCCUGCCAAGAAAGCUGCACCUAAGCCUAAGCCGAAACCAAAGCCCAAGGCGAAGAAGGACGACGACGCUAUGGAUGUGGACGACGAUGCGCCUGCAAAGCCCAAGCCCAAACCCAAACCGAAGGUGGCGAAGAAGGAUGGCGAGGAGGGACCGGCGAAGAAGAAGCUUAAGACAGCUUGA
Molecule: messenger RNA, 1878 nt
Organism: Peniophora sp. CBMAI 1063
Lineage: Eukaryota; Fungi; Basidiomycota; Agaricomycetes; Russulales; Peniophoraceae
Source: the annotation of a GenBank genome assembly